UUUCAGAUAAUUCUUUUUUCCUCUGCACAAACCUCUACUACACAGUUUUUACUUUAUUUGGCUAUGUUUGGCGGACAUAAGUCUCUACCUUUUAGCUUUUGUACUAUUUAAAAAGUCUGUAAAAGUUUCUAGUUGUAUGUUUGGUACUACAAUUUUAAGAGCUUUAAAAAAAGAUUUUUUUUUGAGAUGCUACAGGGAGUAACAUCUGAGAAAAGUCUGUAGCUUUUAGCAUUAAUAAGUCGCAAUAGCUUGUAUACCAAACAUAACUAAAUCAAACAGUCAACUUUUUAUCAAACGACUAACACAUUUUAUUUUAAAGAUGUUUUCAGUCAUUAAGAGCUAACAUGUACUAAAAAAUCUAGGGAAAACUGUCAAAUAGGUCCUCGAACUUUCAUAAAAAAGUCAAUUAAGUCCUUCUAUAGGAGACUUUGUCCGGUCGUCGCGAUUUGGGGCAGUUCCCGGUGGAAUUUUUUGAUGAAUUUUUUUGAGCAUCUUAUUCAUCAAGCCUAGUUUAAUCAUAUCAAAUUUCAACUAAAAAUUUAAUCGGGAGCGCAUUCAAAUUAAUUCGAGAACGCAAAAAUGCGCAUUUAUCUUCAAGAAUUAAUUUGAAUGUGUUCCCGAUUGAAUUUUUAGCUAAAAUUUGGUAUGAAUAAACUAGACUUGGUGAAUAAGAUGCUCAAAAAAAUUAAUCAAAAAAUUCCACCGGGAAGUGUCCCAAAUCGCGACGGCCGGACAGAACCUCAUAUAGAAGGACUUAAUUGACCUUUUUAUGAAAGUUCGAAGACCUAUUUGACAGUUUUCCCAAAAAUCUAUAAAAAAUACUUUUUCAGCUAGUUGUGAGUUUGUGACAAAGUUUUAAUGGAGAGAAGUAUGUAUACUACGUAUGGUUUUUGUGGUCUUAUGACUAAACAUUUUUUGUUCCCAAAUGUGUACACAAUCUGUAAGAUUAGAUAAAAAAAAUUGUCUGAUUUUUUUUAAGAGAAGUACUUCUUCACGAAAGCUAAUGUGAUAAGUUGGUAGCAAACGAGACAUUUUGUUGUUGUUGAGCUUAUGACUAAACAUUUUUUGUUCCCAAAUGUGUACAAAAUCUAGUUCAGUAUUUCCCGAAGAACGAAGACUCAGGUACUUUCUCAGCCCAAACCGUAAAGGAAACUACACGGUUUUACCAUAUUUCUCGAGUCACCGGAGCCCGCAAUCCGUCUUCCAGAAGAUCCGUUCACUCACUGAUCGCCCAGAGCCAACACAUAUUGUUUAAUCACGAAGCUCUAGAUCGGGAGUAACGCUGGCCACUUCAGCACCUGUAAUCAGAAGGAACCAGUUCUUACUAAGGUGCUUGGGAGGUUAUUCUGGUAAAGCCAAAAGUCCAUUCUAUCAUCAGGGUACUGUUAGAAUGCAGUCAGCAGUGAGUGGUGGCUCUAGCUUGGAAGUCGAUGCUAUUAGCGUUUUGAGAUCAAUAACCCCAAAUCUCGACUCCACAAAGCACAAAGGCCAAGCUGGAAAGAUAGCUGUUGUAGGUGGGUGUCGUGAAUACACUGGGGCUCCAUACUUUGCUGCUAUUUCUGCAUUGAAAAUUGGGGCAGAUUUGUCUCAUGUAUUUUGCACAAAAGGUGCUGCUCCAGUGAUAAAAAGUUAUAGCCCGGAGUUAAUUGUACAUCCUAUACUCGAAGAAUCUUACAGCAUUAGGGAUGAGGAUAAAAGCUCAAUAUCAGCCAAUGUGAUUGCUGAGGUUGAUAAAUGGAUGGAUAGAUUUGAUUGUCUAGUUGUUGGUCCAGGUCUUGGCAGAGAUCCAUUUGUCCUGGACUGUGUGAGUAACAUCAUAAUUCGUGCACGAGAGUGCAAUGUCCCAAUGGUUAUAGAUGGGGAUGGUCUCUUUCUUGUUACACAAUGUCUUGAUCUGGUUAGAGGUUAUCCUUUGGCUGUCCUGACACCAAAUGUAAAUGAGUAUAAACGGCUUGUGCAAACUGUGUUAACAUCUGAAGUUAAUGAAAAAGAUGCAAUGGAAGAACUAAAGUCCCUUAUUAAGGGGAUUGGAGGGGUGACAAUUUUGCGGAAAGGUCGAUUUGAUAUAAUCAGCGAUGGUAUAACAGUUAAGUCAGUGAGUGUGUUUGGCUCUCCUCGCCGCUGUGGUGGCCAGGGUGAUAUACUUUCAGGAAGCGUUGCUGUGUUUCUUUGUUGGGCACGGCAGAGUGCUGCUACUCAGGGAGAACUGUCAAUAAAAAAUCCCACAAUAUUGGGAUGCAUCGCUGGAUCGGUUUUGGUGAGAAAGGCAGCAGCUCUUGCAUUUGAGAACAAGAAGAGAUCCACUCUCACUGCAGAUAUCAUCAAGUGCCUUGGAAGAAGUUUGGAGGAGAUGUACCCAUAUUACUGAGAGACCUGCUCAACAAGUGAUCGAUCCUAUCAAGUUAAUCCUGCUUUGUAGUUGUGCUGUUCAUAAUUGUAUCUGCUGCCUUCGAUUUAGUGAGACUAAAUGUGGGAACGAUAUAUAUACAGGAAAAACAAUAAUGCAUGUUGGUGGCAAAAAGAAUGAAUAACAUUAUGAAUCGUGAUGAGUUUUGGAAAAUUCUAGGCUGUCGUGUCCGA
This is a messenger RNA of Cuscuta epithymum, 2580 nucleotides long. The record is from the annotation of a GenBank genome assembly. NCBI's taxonomy places the organism in Eukaryota, Viridiplantae, Streptophyta, Magnoliopsida, Solanales, Convolvulaceae.